AUGAACAAUUAUUCAAAUAAAACUUAUCGACAAAAAAUUAAUGAUAAUGGUACUCAGAAUUCAUAUUCAACAGUAUUAUCAAAUGAAACAGUAAACAGAAAAAUAUCCUUGGAGAACUCCAACGAUUAUUAUUAUGAUCAACAAACUGAUAUACAAUUUAUUGCAAGGUCAAAUCAACAAAACCGUAUACCUGCUCCAUCAUCAAUAAAUCUUCUUCCAUUAGACUCUUCGAGUCUAACACCAUAUCGUAGAAUACGUGCACUAUUAGAAGAAAAUAAUGAUUUCAUACCAGUUGACAAUAGAACACAAUUACGAUGUGUUGCAUCACGUAUAAAGUUCUCCGUUACAGUUUCUAAAUGGUUGUAUGUAAUUUCUAAUCCAACAAGACGUGGUAAACGUGCAUUUGCUUCGACCAAAAAUUGUUCCACAUAA
Messenger RNA from Rotaria sordida, 432 nucleotides. The record is from the annotation of a GenBank genome assembly. Lineage: Eukaryota; Metazoa; Rotifera; Eurotatoria; Philodinida; Philodinidae.